AUGUUGAGUGCACAAUAGACAAGAGUGCUGCAAUCCCCGGAGACUAUAUUACCAUAGAUGCUGACGUCAUGAAUUUCAGCGGUAGAUGGAUCUCGCUUAUCCAAGCCGCCGUGUUACAAGAGAGUUACUAUUACGCACAAGGCAAGGAAAUCAUCUUCCGGCAAUACCUGAACACCCAUGAUGACGUCUUCGACACCGGCUUCCGGACUGGCCGCCGCUGGCAUGAGAUCAAACUCCUGGUGCCCCCGUACCUGGCAGACUCCGGCUUAGAGACGUGCAAGAUCAUGCGAGUCAAGUACUUCUUCCAGUUCAAG
Molecule: messenger RNA, 314 nt
Organism: Aplysia californica (California sea hare)
Lineage: Eukaryota; Metazoa; Mollusca; Gastropoda; Aplysiida; Aplysiidae
Source: RefSeq, a predicted model, not a curated record